GGAUAAAUCCCGCUCGGAUUUACUAAAUCCGGCUACCCCUCGAAUUUACUAAAUCCCGGAUUUGAGCUGUAAAUCCGUAAAUCCGGGAUUUACUGAAUCCCGGAUUUAACGACAAAAACUGUUUGGCUGGAUUUAGCCUAAAUCCGACUUAAAUCCCGCUGUAAAUCCGAUACCAAACAGCCCCGCCGAUCAAGAGAGCGGGGAGAGGCAUUACAGAUCUGUAGGAGAGCGCUCGUCGCCGGCGAUGGCGUCCCCGCGAAUUCUCCCUUCUUCUCCUCUCCAGCGGCUCGCUACAAUUAAGGAAGCAAGCCCUAAUUCGUCCACUACUGGCGUCUCCGCUGUCCCUGCGGCGUCUCCUCUCGAGGCCUUCGCCUCAGACCCCAUUUUCUCUGCAUUCCUCUCCACCGACUUUGACUCAGCUCGCUUCUCCUCUCAAGCUCUAAGCUCCGGAUCCGCUGCUUCCCGCGCCGAAAGCCUACAAGAAGCCAUCAGACUUCUCCAGAAGCACCUCCGCGCCGAAGUCCUCGCUCGUCACCCCGCCCUUCUCUCCCAACUCUCCUCCCUCGGCGAAGCGGAGACCUCCCUCUCCUCUGUACGCUCGGCAGUCUCCUCUCUUCAAUCCUCCCUCCGACGCGCUCGCCAGGAACUGGCCGAGCCUCUUCAUCUUGUCCGCUCCCACACUAUCCAGUUAUCGAACCUCCAUGCUGCUGCAGAUCUUCUUAACUCAUCUGCUCGCCUCCUACGCCUUUCCAAGAAGCUCCGAGACGUCAUGGCCCAACCCACUGACCGUCUAGAUCUCGCUAAGGCCGCUGAAAUGCAUCGCGACAUCGAGCUCCUUUACGAAGAGCGCGGCCUCGCUGGAAUCUCUGCCGUGGAGGACGAGAUCCGCUGGCUCUCGGAGACUGGAAACCAGCUACGGUCGCAGGCGAUGAAGGCUGUAGAAAGAGGCAUGGACGAGCAUAACCAGAAUGAUAUAUGGUGCGGUCUUCAGGUUUUUUAUAAUCUGGGGGAGUUGAGAUCGACGGUGGAUCAAUUAAUUAACAAAUAUAAGACGUCGGGGGUUAAAAGCGUUGGGGCUGCGCUGGAUAUGAAGGCGAUCUCAGCUACAGGAGGGUUUGGUGGGCCGGGAAGCGUGCACAGGAGUGGCACGCCGCAAAUUGGGGCAGGGAAGAAGGCUGGAGAGGCUCUUUGGGAGAGGAUGGGGAGAUGCAUGGAUGAUUUGCAUAAGGUGGUGACGGCAGUGUGGCAAUUGCAGACCGUGCUGUCUAAAAAGAGGGUUCCAUUCACGCAGGUUUUGUUCCUGCAUGAGGUCUGGCAGGAUGGUGAUCCUCUUUUGACAGACAGAGUUUGGGAUGCACUUAUAAAAUCUUUUGCAAGCCAAAUGAAAUCGGCUUUCAACACUUCAAGUUUUGUCAAAGAAGUAUUUACUCUCGGGUACCCAAAACUUUUCACUAUGGUUGAGAAUCUUCUUGAAAGGAUUUCACGAGACACUGAUGUAAAAGGGUUCCUUUCUGCUGUUACCCUGGAAGGAAAGGAUCAAAUGGUUGCAGCCAUAAAUAUAUUUCAGACAGCCUUCCUGGCUCUUUGCCUUGGCCGCCUUUCAGAUUAUGUUAAUAGCAUAUUUCCAGUAUCAAGCCGGGGUAGUAUUCCAUCAAAGGACCAGAUCUCAAGACUUAUACUGCGAAUCCAAGAGGAGAUAGAAGCUGUCAAACUACAUGGGCACUUGAUGCUUCUUGUUCUUCAUGAAAUUGGCAAAGUCUUACUCUUGUUAGCUGAGAGAGCUGAAUACCAGAUAUCUGCUGGUCCAGAAGCCCGUCAAGUAACAGGUCCUGCAAAUCCAGCACAGAUAAAAAACUUCGCUCUAUGUCAACAUCUCCAAGAAAUCCAUACUCGCAUCUCCAGUAUAACUGCUGCCCUCCCAACUGUUGCUGCUGAUGUUCUCUCCCCAUCGCUCGGUGUCAUCUAUGGAGUUGCUUGUGAUUCAGUGACUUCCCUCUUUCAAUCCAUGCUUGACCGCCUCGAGUCCUGCAUCCUUCAAAUCCAUGACCAGGACUUUGGAUCCCAUGGCAUGGAUGCAUCAAUGGACAACAAUGCUUCUUCCUACAUGGACGAGCUUCAAAAGUGCACUGUUCACUUCAGAAAUGAGUUCCUAUCGAAGCUUCUACCGGCUUCUGCAACCCGGUUCGAGACAAUAUGCACAAGUCUUGUCCACAGAAUGGCUUCUCGCGUUCUGUUAUCUUUUAUAAGACAUGCUGCUUUGAUUAGGCCUCUAUCUGAAUCAGGCAAGCUUAGGAUGGCAAGAGAUAUGGCCGAGCUUGAGUUGGCAGUUGGCCAAAACCUGUUUCCAGUAGAGCAACUGGGAGCUCCUUAUCGAGCCCUUAGAGCCUUUCGUCCCAUGAUCUUCUUGGAGACUUCUCAGCUUCAGGGCUCGCCAUUGCUUAAUGAUCUGCCACCAAGUGUCAUACUCCACCACCUGUAUUCUCGAGGACCCGAAGAUUUACAGUCACCCAUGCAGAGAAACAAGCUCACUCCUCUUCAAUAUUCUUUGUGGCUUGAUUCACAAGGAGAGGAUCAGGUAUGGAAGGGCAUUAAAGCAACUUUAGAUGAUUAUGAAAUAAAGGUUAGGAGUAGAGGAGAGAAGGAAUUUAGUCCUGUUUAUCCUCUCAUGCUGCAAAUUGGAUCAUCUAUUUCAAUGGGCAAUUCUUCUCAAUAGUGAUUUUUUUGCUUUUUUUCUUAGUGUAGAUAAACUUCAUGAUUUUGGAUAAGGUUUAUAGCUAUAUGUUCCAUUGAUAGAAAUAGUCUUCCCUGGACAUUUAUUCCCUAUAAAGUUUAAAUGGAUAGUGUCAAUUAUUUCAGAGAAACUUGCACACCAAAUUUAGAUGGU
Messenger RNA from Dendrobium catenatum, 2884 nucleotides. Its product is annotated as conserved oligomeric Golgi complex subunit 5. Lineage: Eukaryota; Viridiplantae; Streptophyta; Magnoliopsida; Asparagales; Orchidaceae. The record is from RefSeq and is a predicted model, not a curated record. The transcript is spliced from 3 exons. The coding region runs from base 245 to 2713 and encodes 822 amino acids. Gene Ontology annotation, biological process: intra-Golgi vesicle-mediated transport. Gene Ontology annotation, cellular component: COG complex.